AUGCUUCGAAAGAGAAAGAUUACUCACUCUCCGAGUGCUACUACUGCUACUGCUGCUGCUGCUGCAACUGCUUCAUCAUCUACAGAACAAGCACCCAAGAAAAUCAAAAUGGACCCAUCACCAGAGAAUGGCAAUGAACAGCAGGAGGAUAAACAAAUGAAGACAGAAACUGAGGAUUUUGAUAAGGUUAAAACAUUCUACAAGGAACAUUUAAACGGUUCCAAUAAGAAGGGAUCCAUUAGGACAAUGUGUUCUGAACAUUUAGAGUCUAUGGAGGGAAUCAUCAAGGAUUUUCGGGGCAAAGUUGUGGUUACCCUGUUUUGUAAGCCAGGAUAUGGUAAAUCCUUCAUCAUUGAUCAAUUGUUGUCUGAUUUCAAAAUGACUAAUGCUCCUCUUCCUUCUGCUGUUCAGUUUGGAAAGGGUUUGACACGUACAGUUGUUGAUGUUGAGUAUUCACCAACUUACAGUUUGACUGUUCAGUAUUGUUCACAACAAGAGUUGUGUGCAAGGAAAGUUGAACAACUUGCUACUGAUACUUUGAAAGAUUGUGAAAUUGACAAUCAAUCAAAUUAUAUUAUUGACAAUGGAAAUUCUGAAGAGGAACUUUAUGAAUUUCUGGCCACUAAAGCACGUAACAAGAUUUUAGAGUUUGAUGCUGACACCAACUUUAAGAAAGUCCAUAUUAAGAAGUUAAUCUUGAAAAUCCCUUCCAAGUUCCUUCAAAGGAGCAAAAUAAUUCUCAGAGAUAUGCCUGGAUAUGAUGAAAAGCAAACUACUGAUCCAGUAAAUGUCCAUGAAAAUGUAUCCUACAAGCAUUUGAUAAGAGAAAGUUUAUAUGACACCUGCUUGUUAUUGUGUGGUAUUGAAAAUGAAAGGAUCAUUCUUGAUGAUGGUAUUGUACAAAAGGUGUGGGAUUAUGGUAUCCAUCAACCACAACAAACCCAUCAACCUUACAUUGCAAUCUUAGCUAAUAAUAAGGUAAUGAAUGAGGAGAGCUACAAGAAUGAGGUUAUGACAAAAAACGUUUUCAAACCCAUGAAAGAAUCAUAUGGAAAGCAACUUGCUUUUCAUUUCGAUUGUGAGCUAGAUGAUGUCCCUUUCGACUUGGAAUUAGAAGCCAAUAAUAUCAAUACCAAUGAAAUUGAUAUGGAAAACAAGUAUGAUUUUGUAAAGGGAUUAUAUGAUAAUUUUGAUUUAGUUUGUUUUCCACCACCUAACAACGUUGAAAUGAGAGAUCACUUUGUUUCCAAUUUACAAUCAAUUAUUGAAAACAAUAGAAAAAAGAUUAUAUCAAACAAUAUUAGUCAAUUAAGAGACAUGGCUAUUGUUGUACUGUCUAAUACAACUAUUAAGAAAGUACAAAAGUUUCCAUUAAAGUUCGUGAAAGAAUUGAAGUCAUGUAUCCAGAAAAUUCAGAAGAAAUUGCAAAGUGUUAUUGAUGGAUUGAAAGAAAAUAUACCUGAUGUGGAUGCCUUAAAAGAAAAGACAAUAGAUUCUUUCGUAAAGAAGUUUUCAUCCUAUUACACCAAUCCUAUUGUAUUAGGUUUUCAAAGGAAAGAAAUUGUACCUGAAUUGAAAAAAACAAAACAAAAGAAACUAAACCAAUUGAAAGUACCACAGAGAAUCAAGAGGUGGAAGCAAUGCUUUGGGUAUUUUAACAGUGGGUUUUUUUUAAAAUUAGAGAGCUUUUUAAGUUGUUUCAACACUCUUACUAAAAGAUUCCAAGCCAAAUUAACAUCUAUUUUGCAAGAAUCAUACCUGAGAAGUGAUACUAUCAUUCCAUUAGAGUGGGUCCAGUCUUUGUGCUAUUCUUUGAAUCCAAAUUUUGAGGAAAAGGACAAAUCAAAGGAAAAGAUAAUUCUAGAUAUUGUGCAAGCAGUGGAAGAUUUUGAACAUGAUUUUAGUGUUCAAUUUGAGGAAACUGUCCAAUCAUGGGAAGAAUUGAGUUUUGGUUUACACAAAAAUGUUAAACAACUAUUGACAAAGUACCAAAAUAAGAAAUCAUCAAUUGGUGAGGUAAUCAUUGAAGACAAAUAUCCAUUCCCACAAAGAUUGGAAGAAUGUAAAUUAGAUCUUCCAGAUAAAGAAUCUGAAAGUGUAACUGAUUUAAGACCUCCUGUCCCUGAAAAGAAGGAAAAGAAGAAGAAGGAAAAGAAGAAAGCAAAAAAGCAAGAAAAACAAAAAUCAUUUUGCUCACAUAACGAUGCCUUGUUGAAAUUCAAAUUCGAGAAGAGAGAUAGAUACACAAUUCCUGUUAAAGUAAUGGAUAGAAACUAUUCGAAUGAUAACGAAAUAUUGGUCAAGUUUAAUAGAGAUGAUGAAAUUCUAGAAAUUUCCUAUAAUGAAGAAAGCUUUUUGACUAAACUGAAACAGAUUUCAACGCUCACUAGUGAUGGAUUGAAACCUCUAUUUAUCAAAUCAAGACCAAGAGGAAAAUUUUGGAAACCUUAUCUCUAUUCUAAUUUCGUGAAGAAGCUGCAUUCAGAUUCAAUUCCAAAUUGUGUAACCAUUGUAACAGAAUCAAAAUAUAUCAAUAGAUAUAAGAAAUGGAUUAUAUCUAAUGGAAAUAGAGUGGAUGACUACAAUUUUAUUGUUUUGGAAUCUAAUAUGCCUCUUGGACCUGGCAUUGUUCAUUCCUCAAUUUUGGCAAUUGGUCAAUUUCUUAAACUUGAAUGCAUUCAUAUUAUUCAAGAUGACAUUUUAGAAUUUUAUGAAUAUAGUAGACAACAAAAAUUGUUUGUUUCACAUGAAACAUCAAUGCUCAGAAGUUUACAAUUUAUGGAAAAAGUUUUACAUACUGAGCUAUUUAAUCCAAACGUUUCUAGGGUUAGAUUUGCAAAGUUGAAAGAAAUUCUACUGGAACCGGAGUUUGCAGCUAAUUGCUUGAAAAUACUCAAGUUAAAAUACAAUUUGACUGAUCAAAUCAUUGAAGAAUUGGGAAAUGGACGAUUUCACUUGUUGGACAUUUUGGAUGAAUAUAUCAAAUCGAUCAAAGGUCCAUCAAGAAAAAAGUAUAAUAGUAGAAUAACAGAAAUUACUAAUGAAGUAUCCUCAGAAUCAACUCUUAAAUUAAUAAUUCACAAUCCUCAACAAUUUAUUGAAUUAUUGAAAGAAAUUCAACUCAACAAUCCUGACAUUCAAAUUGCAAGAUUUUUGGUUGAACAGUUGGAAUCCAUAUUUGACAAUAAGAAACAUAUUGGAAGAGUAGCUAUGUGGAACUAUCAAGUGAAUGAUAGUUUGAAAAACAAGAUUCAUAAUCUCAAGAGACCAACCCAUACUAUUUCCUAUUUGACUUCUGCUGUGAAUACUUAUUUCUUACCUUCUAUGGAAGGUAUUUUACCAAUUAGCUCAGAUGACUUUUGGGAAGAACCAGAAAAUCAAUUGAGAAAGGAAACCUUACUCACAGUUAGUGCCAAUCCAGGAAAGAAAAAUCCAACUCCAACAAAGAAGGAGGCAGCUGAAAGAGGAUGGUGUGAAUUGGAAAUUUGUGAAAAAACUCAAAUGUUGUUGAAUGGAGUUGGUGGUUUUCAAGUAUUCUGUUUUGGAUAUACCUCUUCAAUGAAUCCUUCUCUGAUUAAUUAUAAGGCUAAAAAAAGAGUUGAUUUUGACAGUGAUGAGGAGAAUGAAGAAGAGGAGGAAGACAAUAUUGAUGACAAUGGUGAUAGUGAUCCUGAGGAAGAAGAAACUAUGAAGGUUGAAGAGGAAGAUGAUUAUGGAGAUGCAAGUACAGACUCUGAUUAG
Messenger RNA from Naegleria gruberi, 3741 nucleotides. RefSeq lists its product as uncharacterized. Lineage: Eukaryota; Heterolobosea; Eutetramitea; Acrasida; Naegleriidae. The coding region runs from base 1 to 3741 and encodes 1246 amino acids. The record is from RefSeq and is a predicted model, not a curated record. The transcript has a single exon.